GUGGCUGACGCCGUCGCUGCUUGGUGGGUUGUCCAGGUAACCGCGGGAGUUGUCUUGGUCAACGACCAUCCGAGACCUGCGUCAUGCUGUUGAAGCACCUGAGGACCCUGCUGAGCCCUCAGGAUGGAGCUGCGAAGGUGACUUGUAUGGCCUGGUCCCAGAACAACGCUAAAUUUGCUGUCUGCACAGUGGACCGAGUGGUAUUGCUGUACGAUGAGCAUGGGGAGCGGAGAGACAAGUUCUCCACCAAGCCAGCUGACAUGAAGUGUGGCUGGAAGAACUACAUGGUAAAGGGCAUGACUUUCUCCCCUGAUUCCACUAAAAUUGCCAUCGGACAGACUGACAACAUCAUCUAUGCCUACAAGAUUGGAGAAGAUUGGGGUGACAAGGUCAUCUGUAACAAGUUCAUCCAGACGGUAAAGUUCAGAGAGUGCUGUCACCUGUCUACAGUGGCCUGCAGAGUACAUUAUUGUCUUCGGACUGGCUGAAGGCAAGGUAACGGAGGAGAGGGAGACACAGGUUCGAUAAGCAAACACUAAAACUAACAAGUCGUCUACCAUCUAUGGGACGGACUCGUAUGUGGUGGCGCUGACAACCAAGUGAGUAACAGAAGUAGACUGGGACUGUCAGGACAAAGCUGCAUUUGAUGGAAAGGGGACUGUCACGGGGCGGAAGUCCCUCCCUCUGUGCCCACCUCUCUGCCUCUGCCCUUCAGUUGCUCUGGGAAAGGCAUCCU
Molecule: messenger RNA, 736 nt
Organism: Microtus oregoni (creeping vole)
Lineage: Eukaryota; Metazoa; Chordata; Mammalia; Rodentia; Cricetidae
Product: intraflagellar transport protein 172 homolog
Exons: 6
Coding region: 84-488 (134 amino acids)
Biological process (GO): intraciliary transport
Cellular component (GO): ciliary basal body; axoneme; intraciliary transport particle B
Molecular function (GO): protein binding
Source: RefSeq, a predicted model, not a curated record